AUGGACACCCCCGAAAAGCCCUGCCGAGUCUGCACGACUACCACAACAAGUCUGCACGACUUCCAGACCCUCAAAAGCUCUGGCUUCGGUACAUUAUCAUCCUCUCCCAAACCAGCAUCAAAAACAUCAAACAAACUCCCAUGUCCACCAGACGGUCCCGCUCUCGGACGCGCGACAUGGACCUUCCUGCACACGAUGGCAGCCUACUAUCCCGACUCGCCGUCCCAGGAACACCGUGGCAGAACAAUAUCAUUCCUAAACUCGUUUUCGCAUCUGUAUCCGUGCGAUCAUUGUGCACAGCAUUUGAGAAAGGAGAUGGAGGUGCGGCCGCCUGAUGUUAGUGGAAGGGUGGGACUGAGUAAUUGGUUGUGUGUGGUGCAUAAUAAGGUUAAUGAAGUGUUGGGGAAGGAGCAGUUUGAUUGUAGGCGUGUGUUGGAGAGGUGGAGUGAAGGGCCGGCUGAUGGAUCUUGUGAUUAA
This is a messenger RNA of Synchytrium microbalum, 477 nucleotides long. RefSeq lists its product as uncharacterized. The transcript has a single exon. The record is from RefSeq and is a predicted model, not a curated record. The coding region runs from base 1 to 477 and encodes 158 amino acids. Gene Ontology annotation, molecular function: flavin-dependent sulfhydryl oxidase activity; flavin adenine dinucleotide binding. NCBI's taxonomy places the organism in Eukaryota, Fungi, Chytridiomycota, Chytridiomycetes, Synchytriales, Synchytriaceae. Gene Ontology annotation, cellular component: mitochondrion.